AAAUGACAGUCCAAUCUCUAUCGUCAUAAAAUAAAGUCAUUCUCCUCUCUAGUCUUUGGGGUCAGGCAAAGAAACUCCCGUCGUCCUCGUUCCCCUUCCUUUGCUGCCGCCUCCGCCUCCCCGGACAGAGGGGUCUUCAGAGGUGCACGGCCGCGCGCUCCCGAGGCAGCCAGACUCCGUCAGUCAGUCAGACCGCCAAGCCACUCAGAAGGGAUUCCUGGCUGAGUUCCAGGUCGGCGCACUAAUACAAGCUGCCAGGCUCCCGCCUGACUGACGCCUCGCUCACUCGCUCGAUCCCUGGCUGGCGGGCUGGCUGGCGGGCUGCUGCUGCUGCUGCUGCUCUCGCUCUGGCCUCUGCCGCCGAGUUCCUGCAGCCGCGUCCCUUCGCACGUUAGGAGGAGGGGGAAGUGUGAGCCACUCGCUCCAAAGAAGUUGGCGCAGUCCCGGGAAGGCGACGGCUGGGCAUCCGGCGGGAAGGGCAGGCGGCUAAGGCGUUCAACCUACGGGCAGAAUUGUUUUCUAUUUGAAGAUCCUGGGAUUAAAUAUAUCUAGCAAACCCCAGAGUAUGUGGAGAAAAGGCUGAUUUUGAAGGAGUAUCUCUUCAAAUAGUGAGAUUCUUCAUUAAAGAAAAAGAAGUUGAAUAAUUGAAAUUAUACCAGUAUUCUCGGAUUCUUAUGCACUCCAGCACCCCUAUAAGUUCUCUGUUCUCCUUCACCAGCCCAGCUGUAAAGAGGCUAUUGGGCUGGAAGCAAGGAGAUGAAGAGGAAAAGUGGGCAGAAAAAGCUGUUGACUCCUUGGUAAAGAAGCUGAAGAAAAAAAAGGGGGCCAUGGAGGAACUGGAGAGGGCACUUAGCUGUCCUGGGCAGCCCAGUAAGUGUGUGACAAUCCCACGCUCUUUGGAUGGAAGGCUGCAAGUAUCUCAUCGCAAAGGUUUGCCGCAUGUCAUUUACUGCAGAGUGUGGCGCUGGCCUGAUCUACAGUCUCACCAUGAGUUAAAACCUCUGGAAUGCUGUGAAUUCCCAUUUGGCUCAAAGCAGAAAGACGUCUGCAUUAAUCCUUACCAUUAUCGAAGAGUGGAAACCCCAGUGUUACCUCCAGUGUUGGUUCCAAGACAUAGUGAAUUCAACCCACAUCUUAGCCUCCUUGCCAAAUUCCGGAACACGUCUCUUCACAGUGAGCCACUGAUGCCUCACAAUGCAACUUACCCUGAUUCGUUCCAGCAGCCUCCCUGCACCCCUUUCCCAGCAUCCCCCAAUAUGUACUCUCAGUCACCAAGCACUAUGAGCUACCCAGACUCCCCAGGAAAUUCUUCUGCACCGGGAAGUCCUUAUGAGCUCACAGCUGAUACACCUCCUCCACCUUAUAAUGCCAGAGAAACAUCACGAAGCCACAAUGGAUGUCCUGUACAUGCAGUUAUAGAGAGUCCAUUAGUGCUGUCACUGCCCAAUGGAGGUAAAUCUACUAAUGGAGAGCCUGAAAACUUCCGCCCUGUUUGCUAUGAGGAACCACAGCACUGGUGUUCAGUUGCAUACUAUGAACUUAAUAACAGAGUCGGAGAGACCUUUCAGGCCUCUUCUCGAAGUAUACUAAUAGAUGGCUUUACAGAUCCUUCAAACAAUAAGAACAGAUUCUGCCUUGGAUUGUUAUCUAACGUUAAUAGGAACUCUACCAUAGAAAACACCAGAAGGCACAUAGGAAAAGGUGUUCAUCUGUAUUAUGUUGGAGGAGAGGUAUAUGCAGAGUGUGUGAGCGACAGCAGCAUUUUUGUACAGAGCCGCAACUGUAACUAUCAGCAUGGUUUCCACCCAGCCACUGUCUGCAAAAUCCCCAGUGGAUGCAGCUUGAAGAUUUUCAAUAACCAACUCUUCGCUCAGUUGCUUGCCCAGUCAGUUAACCAUGGCUUCGAGGUGGUGUAUGAGCUAACCAAGAUGUGCACCAUACGGAUGAGCUUUGUUAAAGGCUGGGGAGCAGAAUACCAUCGCCAGGAUGUUACAAGUACUCCAUGUUGGAUUGAGAUCCAUCUUCAUGGACCUUUGCAGUGGCUAGAUAAGGUGCUGACCCAAAUGGGUUCCCCACAUAAUCCAAUAUCCUCUGUUUCGUAAGAAUCAUCUCCACACACACUAGGGGACAAAUACUGCUUCUGGCCUUAGCUUGUAGAAUUCUCCCUUAAAUUUCUGUAUAUAGCUGUAAAUAUGAUUGUAGAUAUAUAUAACACACUAUUACUGUUUUUCAUGCUGUAUUACAUGUUUUAUUAGUUAACAAGAUUGCAAAAAGUG
Messenger RNA from Thamnophis elegans (Western terrestrial garter snake), 2276 nucleotides. It is a transcript of the gene SMAD9, whose product is annotated as SMAD family member 9. NCBI's taxonomy places the organism in Eukaryota, Metazoa, Chordata, Lepidosauria, Squamata, Natricidae. Gene Ontology annotation, biological process: anatomical structure morphogenesis; regulation of transcription by RNA polymerase II; BMP signaling pathway. The transcript has 7 exons. Gene Ontology annotation, cellular component: heteromeric SMAD protein complex. Gene Ontology annotation, molecular function: DNA-binding transcription factor activity, RNA polymerase II-specific; I-SMAD binding; RNA polymerase II cis-regulatory region sequence-specific DNA binding. The record is from RefSeq and is a predicted model, not a curated record. Bases 675 to 2102 code for a protein of 475 amino acids.